Molecule: messenger RNA, 747 nt
Organism: Hordeum vulgare subsp. vulgare (domesticated barley)
Lineage: Eukaryota; Viridiplantae; Streptophyta; Magnoliopsida; Poales; Poaceae
Product: wheatwin-1-like
Exons: 2
Coding region: 100-537 (145 amino acids)
Biological process (GO): defense response to fungus; defense response to bacterium
Molecular function (GO): RNA nuclease activity
Source: RefSeq, a predicted model, not a curated record
AUCGCCCCCGGCCGACGUCCUCUCGAUCGCCGCCAAGCUGCCACUGACCAUUGCAUACGUAUACACAUCCUGCCUGAUCCCAAGGAGAGUAGAUCGACGAUGGCCGGACGUGCGGUACUGGCGGCUGUCCUGCUGUGCGCGUUGGCCGCCAUGGCCGCGGCGCAGUCGGCGUCCAACGUGCGCGCCACCUACAACUUAUACAGCCCGCAGAAGAACAACUGGGACCUCAACACCGCCGGCGUCUACUGCGCCACAUGGGACGCCGGCAUGUCCUUGGCCUGGCGCUCCAAGUACGGCUGGACCGCCUUCUGCGGGCCCGCCGGGCCCAUCGGCCAGGCAUCUUGCGGCAAGUGCAUCCAGGUGACAAACACGGCGACGGGGGCACAGAUUACGGCGAGGAUCGUCGACAAGUGCAGCAACGGCGGUCUAGACCUGGACUUAGACACGGUGUUCAGCAAGAUCGACACCGACGGAGUGGGUAUGCAGCAGGGCCACCUCACUGUCAACUACCAGUUUGUCGACUGUGGCGACAACUAAGAAGAAAGAAUUGGUGCUCCAGCCCUAUGGAAAAUAAUAUAAAUUGGAGUACGAAUAAUGACACGCUUCCACGAAUUGUAAUCACAAUCCUUUUGUAUGGCUGGACUAGGAAACAAUUACAGACCAAUGAUAUAUAAAGAUGUCGUCUGUUGAAUGUGGGAUAUUAUGGACUUCUUCUUUUCUUGGUCAUAAUUAAGUUUUGCAUUUUUA